Messenger RNA from Rhizophagus irregularis DAOM 181602=DAOM 197198, 755 nucleotides. The record is from RefSeq and is a predicted model, not a curated record. Lineage: Eukaryota; Fungi; Glomeromycota; Glomeromycetes; Glomerales; Glomeraceae.
UUAUUAUAUCAGAUUAAAUUCUCAUUUUCACGUGUAGUAUAAAAUAAUCUUUUUCCCCAGUGCAUUUACGCAAAAGAAUUGCAUAUUAUAAAAAAUCAAACGAUAUUAUCUAAAAAAAAACUCUGAUUUGAUCCGGCACUUCUCAAUAAAUUUACUACGCAUCGCUCUAUCUUAUCAUGUCCAGUUUAACAUCAUUCAACUCUUCAGAAAGCAUGCCAUUUUUGGCCUUUAUCCGCUAUUUUUUCAUUCGUUAUUUUGGCGAUAUUCAUGGGGAUUGUUAUCAUAUGGAUGAUUCCUCAAACAAAAAAUCUCCGACGAACUCACCACUCGUGAUAUAAAAAUCAGUACGUCUAUCACUGCGGAGGUCACCAAAAUUAAGAUACUAAAAUCGCGGAUGAUCUCUCCUCACGUGAUGUAAGUAUUUACUGCGCCGACUUGUAAUAAAAAAAUUAAGAGUCCAACCUUUUUAAUCAAUUGUACUACGCAUAUCAUCAUUAUCAAUUAACGAAUUCAUUUCUCGGUUAGUAAAUCGGCAAAAUAGUACUACAUCAAAUAAAUUAAACACGAAAAGGACACGUAAAAUAAUAAUGACCACUAGACUAUCAAAAGAAAUAAUUUCAUUUCUUUAUCACCCAGCCUCCUGGGGAAUGGGGAGUUAACGAUUGGAUUUGUAUUACAUCAAAAAAGUACCUGAUGCGAACAGACGUGAAUCUCAUAAUUCGCUUGGAGCCGAGCUAAAAUUCUUCUUGCAUUAC